CGCGCGCACCGUUUGGUCAGUCAGUUCAACACGUCAGUCGUAUACACGUGCGAAACCAUCGGACGUUUCCGUGGUAAAUCGACAAUCGAGUUCUCUUCCGGUACGCGUUUUUUUUUUUUCGAAAACUGAUCGAAAUCGUCGCACUAGAAGCACAAGAAAACCGUCGGACAAAACGUGCCGUGUAAAAUACGAUUAAAGGUUAUACGGACCACGCAUUCUCUUAAAAAUCGAAAUUCAUAUAUAAAUCGCGACAACAUCACAUACACACUACAUUAAGAUACUAACGACACGUUUUUGAAAUAUGUUGUUUUCGUACUCAACGAAAAAGAAUAUAUGACGUAUAAUAUAAUCUAUGGAUGUACAUAAACGGAAUUAUACAAAAAAAAAAACCCAGUCAUCUCAAUCAAUCAAUGCAAACUUUCGCCCGGAGCAGUGUAAUAUUUCACUUUUGAAAACGGAAACAAAAUAAUAAAAUACAAUUUAUUCCAAGACGACGGACAUGACUUGCGGAAUAGAAUGCAUCGAUAAAUGGCUGACAAAAGCCUUUUAUAGACUUGGCCAUGUAGUAGCCAAACAUCCUGGGUAUUUUCUCAUAGUACCCGUAUUUUUGACGAUUAUCUGUAUCACCGGAUUCCAAAGAGUGCAAUUCGAAAUCGAUCCUGAAUAUCUAUUUAGUCCUGAACAUGGACCUGGAAAGACUGAGCGAGCAAUUGUCGAAAGCCAUUUUAAGAUGAACUAUUCAUCACUUUUCAACCCUACCCGGAUCACUAGACCAGGUCGAUUCGGUCGAGUUAUCGUUAUACCUAAACAUAGUCGAACAAUGUUAUCCGUGGAAAUAUGGAAAGAAUUGCGAGUACUAGACGAUAUCAUCAGGAACGCAACCAUCACUUGGGGUCCAGAGAACACUAUAUACAAGUACGACGAUAUAUGCGCUCGGUGGAUAGAUCAGUGUUUCCCAAAUGACAUAUUAAAUCUUGAUUACGUAAUGGAAGAUGUGGCUAAUGGCACCUUAAAGCUCACGUUCCCCAUCAUGUUCAACCCAGUAACAUGGGACGCGCAUACGUUUCCAGUGUACUUCGGGGGAACCGAAAUAGACGAGGAUGGAUUAAUUACAAGAGUACCCGCAUUACAACUCGUUUACUUUGUCACAGCCGACACAAAAGCUCAAGAUCAAAGGGGCUCGGUUUGGGAAGAGGCGUUUUUGAACGCAGUUGGCAAGGCUGAGGACUCGGGAAGGUUCCAGCACAUAUCCACAGCUCGUUUCGGAUCCAGGACGCUGGACAUCGAGCUGGAGAACAACACCAGAACCGUAGUGCCGUAUUUCUCGUCUGCAUUUAUCUUGAUGGCCGUUUUCUCCAUAGUCACGUGUAUGAUGACCGACUGGGUGCGCAGCAAACCUAUGCUCGGACUCAUGGGCAAUGUGUCCGCCGCAAUGGCCACGGUCGCUGCUUUCGGUUUCGCCAUUUACAUGGGUAUACCAUUCAUCGGCAUCAAUUUUGUGUCACCGUUCCUCAUGUGCAGCAUAGGCAUCGACGAUACGUUUGUCAUGUUAGCUGCGUGGAGAAGAACGCCUGUUACCAUGGACGUCCCGGAACGAUUGGCCAGAACGCUAUCCGACGCUGCCGUAUCAAUUACGAUUACUUCGGUCACGGAUAUAGUGAGCUUCUGUAUCGGGAAAUUCAGUCCGUUUCCGGCCAUACAAAUAUUCUGCUUGUAUUCGGGAUUCGCCGUAUGUUUCAUAUUUGUGUGGCACCUAACGUUCUUUUCCGCAUGCAUGGCUCUCGCUGGAUACGCAGAACACAACAACCGUCAUUCGAUCACAUGCGUUAAAGUUAAACCCGUGUCGAUGUCAGAUAAAGAGUCAUGGUUGUACCGAGUGUUCUGUUCGGGAGGAGUGAACCCCAAGGAUCCCGGAAACCCUCGCGACAACCCGGACAAUGCGAUCAUGGUUUGGUGCAGGAACAGCUUGGGUUGGGCUCUGAACCAGUGGUACAUAAAGAUCAUGGUGCUAUUAGUAUUUGCCGGAUAUCUGGCUGGCGCGAUGUACGGUACGACGACCAUCCAAGAAGGAUUGCAGAGAAGAAAACUGUCCAAACCCGACUCGUAUUCCAUUGAAUUCUACGACCGAGACGAUUUUUACUUCAGAGAAUUCCCUUACAGAAUACAGGUAAUAAUUAGCGGGGAGUUAGAUUAUUGGAAUGUGAAUGUUCAGGAUCAAAUAGAAAAUCUGACUAAAACGUUUGAAAGCUCGCCGUUCAUAUCCACUCCGUUGUACACGGAGUCUUGGGUAAGGUCAUUUGUGAACUACGUGAAUCGCAACCAAGAAGAACUCAACGUGACCAUAGAUACCAGAGAAUCUUUUCUACAAACACUGAACGACUUGUGGUUGUUCAAACCGAAUCCGUUCUCGUUGGACGUCAAGUUUAACGACGAUGGGACCAAAAUCAUAGCUUCCCGUUUCAUGAUACAGGCAGUGAACAUCAGCGACGGAAAUAUGGAAAAAGACAUGGUCAGAGAACUACGAAAAAUUGCUCACGACUCACCAUUGAACGUUAGCGUUUUCCACCCCUAUUUCGUAUUUUUCGAUCAGUUUGAACUCGUUCGACCCACGUCCAUCCAAUCGAUGCUGGUAGGCGGCGCGACGAUGAUGCUGAUCUCGUUCCUGUUCAUACCGAACGUGCUGUGCUCGCUGUGGGUCGCGUUCUCCAUAGUGUCCAUCGAACUGGGUGUAGUCGGCUACAUGGCUCUGUGGAGCGUGAACUUGGACUCGAUAUCCAUGGUGAAUCUGAUCAUGUGCAUCGGGUUCUCCGUGGACUUCACCGCGCACAUAUGCUACGCGUACAUGUCGUCGAAGGCGGACAGCCCGGAGGGACGAGUGCGCGAGAGCCUGUACGCGCUCGGGCUGCCCAUCAUCCAGGGCGCGAUCAGCACAGUGCUAGGAGUCUCCGCGCUCAUCCUGGCCGGCAGCUACAUAUUCAUGGUGUUCUUCAAAAUGAUAUUCUUGGUGAUCGUGUUCGGCGCGCUGCACGGCAUGUUCUUGCUGCCAGUGCUGCUGUCGCUGUUCGGGCCGGGCGCGUGCUCAUCGAAGCGGCGCCGUCCAUCCGCCGACAAGUCGUUACCUCACCCGUACAGUAUACCGCACCCAUCGCUGCUGCUGCAUCACCACCAACAACAGCGCGGUGCCGUAGCACAACCGGACUAUGGUAAACCGUACCACGGCGUGCCCAAGAAGUUCACCAACAAAGCCAGCUCCAAGUCGGACAAGGACAUGGGUCUGGGCACGUCCGAGGAGUCCAGCGAGAGCAGCUCAUCUAAGUCGCAACAGCGCAGGAGGAAAGAGGCAGCCGAGGACGAGGCGCAACGGAGGAAGUACAUGAAUGGCUGGAGGAAGGCCACGGGCCAUUCGAUGCCGCAGUCGCCGCACGGCAGUGGUUACCCUAACAACGGUUAUUUCAGCGACGAAGAUAGGACUGCCACAGCGGUGCGUCGCGUACAAGUGCCCGACAAGUACGGUCGGCCGACCAGGCCACACUAUCAGCAAGGGCUGCACCAACAGUGGCCGUACAGAAACGAUGGACGGUACCAUUGAGAACCUGUAAACGUAUACCCGUAUGGCAUAUGUGGUUUUACAAACGUGUUUAGCACUUCCUAAGAAGACAACACGUUGAUACGAAAGUACGAACACGAAUUUCAUAACAUUUGUGUAAAUAUUACGUUGCCAGUAUUUUCAUUUGUCCACGAGAGAGAAAUGAUAUUAUUAUAUUCUACAGGUUAGCCUAAGAGUAUAUCUACCUAAAAGUGAUGACGUCUUUAAAAACUAGCAUAACUCUAUAACUGUUGUUAUUAUUUAAUUGCUCAAAUGUAAAAUGUUUAAAAUCAUUGAAAAUUAUCGAGUUGAUACUGAAUGGUAGAAUUAGUAUUGCUAUGAAUAUAAUUAAUUGUUAAAACUAAUUUUAAGCAUAUGUAUAUCGACGUUACCUACAUUUAAUUUAAGUUGAUAAUAUUUUUAUUGUUACACUAAUUUUAUAAACAUAGGUUUGUAUAAUUUAACGCUUGUAAAAACAAGCAAAAUAAACCCAUGUUAGCUGAA
This is a messenger RNA of Sipha flava (yellow sugarcane aphid), 4090 nucleotides long. It is a transcript of the gene Ptr, whose product is annotated as patched domain-containing protein 3. Gene Ontology annotation, cellular component: cytoplasmic vesicle membrane; plasma membrane. The coding region runs from base 500 to 3589 and encodes 1029 amino acids. NCBI's taxonomy places the organism in Eukaryota, Metazoa, Arthropoda, Insecta, Hemiptera, Aphididae. The transcript has 11 exons. The record is from RefSeq and is a predicted model, not a curated record.